GGUAGACUCAAUCCGUGAGCAACCUUUACCGCGAUAAGACGUACGGUCCGGCUGCAACGCGUGCUGCACAAUACAAGUGAUACCUUCCUGCCAUCCCAUUUUGCUGUUACCUGGCCCCUGAGGUUUGGGAACGAUGUACAGCGACUAGGAAAAGAAAGAUCAUUUCUCAUCUGUGGAGUUCGUUCGGAACGCGAUGUGUGAAGGUGAAGUGGUGGGCUUUCUUUGGCUCUCCGUUUGCCACCGUGUUUUCUGUCGUUUCAUCGUUUGGAAUGCGAUCGGAAAUUUCGUACUGGCCUAGUUUCACUCUGGAUUAGGUUCUGCAUCCGGGAUCGAGUUGGGGCGAAGAGCUCGGUUGGUUCUGUGGUUCUUCUGAAAGUGGUGAAAGUAACAGAAGAUUGCAAUCGACCAAAGUGUAUAAUUAGAAAUUGGUCGAAAAUUAAGUUCUCAAAAUUGGAUAAAUUUAGCAGAUAGAGCAAAUUAAGAGAGAAAAGUUUAAGGAAUCGAAUCAGCGAUCGCAGCAGAAAGGCAAAGUUGUGCAACGUAAACCGUUUUGUGGUGUCCAAGAACUGGUGUUCGUGUUAGUGAAGCAAUUCAAUGGCUGCUGGUAGAGAGCUGACUGCAAGAAAAUGCUCAACGAACAGUGACUAAAGACGGGUCACUUUGGGUUAGUCAGCACGAUUUUCUCUCACGCUAUCGAAAUUUGCGCAUCAGUGAGAAAGCCUUCCCCUUUUCGGACAAACGAUAAAUUCUGCUGGAUCGAGCAGCUCGAGAAAACCACAACUUUGAAACAGUGCAAAAGACGUCAUCGGAAACCAUUCGAGUUGCGAUGACGAGGUUUAAACUAACACCUCCAGCAAGGAUGGUGAUCCAACGACUGGUUUUUGCAUCCGUAUCGAUUUUGCUGAUUCUAGUCGAACCGGUUCGCUGUCAGAUCAUCAACCGAACACCGCACUUUAUUCCUAGCUCCGGAGACAUGUCUCGGUUUAGUCUGCCGGAAAAUACACCGGUUGGAAGUGUCGUUUACCAGCUGAGAGGCGUUGACCCCGAAGGAGGCAAACUGCGAUACAGUAUAUCUGGACCCGUUUUCAGUGUGGAUCGUGAGACCGGCGUGGUUCGAUUACGGCAGUCCCUGGAUCGCGAGUUGCAGGACAGCGUGGAAGUGAUCAUUAGUCUAACAGACGAAGGCACACUGGGUACGGAACCGAACACUGUCUCGCUGAGGCGUGAAAUUCCUAUUCGUGACUACAACGACAACACCCCAACGUUCGUUGGACGACCCUACAGUGCAUCGUUGAGUGAGUCCACCAAGCCGGGUUCGAUCGUCAAAAUAAGCCCGGAGAUCAUAGUGACGGAUUUGGACGAGGGCAUGAAUGCCGAUGUGAAGCUGUCCUGCUAUCUAGAUCCCACUAAAGAAAACGAUGACAUUUGUGAGGUUUUCGAGGUACGGACUGAAAAAAUAGCCCAGGGAAAGUACGGGGCUCAAAUCGUUCUAAGGAAGCCCCUGGAUUUCGAAACAAGACCAUCCUACAUCCUAACAAUCCAGGCUAAAGAUGGUGCGAUAACAAAUCCGCUCAAAUCGUAUGCAACCAUUGCUAUCACGAUUAUUGACGUACAGGAUCAACCACCCGUUUUCAUCAAUGCGCCCUAUUCGGCGUCUAUUCCCGAAAAUACUCCCGAAGGAACCAUCGUUCUGACGAUUAAUGCAACAGAUGGAGACACUGGUAGUCCACGACCAAUUGUACUCUCGUUGGAAAACGAACAGAUGGGACACUUCAAACUCAAACAUGUGGGUGACCACCGGUCGGGUAUUGCCAAUCUAAUAACUACGGAUCGAAUGCUUGAUCGGGAAGAUCUGAAAAUUAUUCGCAAUGGCGGAGCAUACACAUUCUCCGUGCGUGCCACCGAACUCAUUAAUAAUGAAAUCCCCGGGGACUCGACAAGCUCGCAGGUCACUAUAGUUCUCACAGAUGUUGACGACCAUAUUCCAGAGUUCAACAAACCAUCAUUCGAAGUGUCGAUUCCGGAGAAUCUAGAAAACGACACACCUUUACCGGAUCUUGCCAUUAUUGUCACCGAUAUGGAUCUAGGAGCCAACAGUAGAUACACGCUUUCCCUAAGAAAUGUUCACAACUCCGAAGGUGUGUUCGGUGUAACACCUAUCCAAGGUGAGGGACGUACACCAGUAGUCGUAAAAGUGAAAGACUCCACGAAGCUAGACUACGAUGUGCGAAAUCCUGACUUGCGGAAGUUUGUGUUUGACAUAGUCGCUUCGGUCAACGAAGAAGAAAAAUCCAAAACUCAAGUAACUGUUCAUCUUCAGGAUGCUAACGAUAAUUCACCCGUUUUCCCACGCGCGAACUACAAGCUACGCGUGAAGGAAAAUUCUCCCAAAGGUUUCAAGAUUGCGAAUAUUACAGCAAUCGACAAUGACACCGGAGCAUUCGGCAAGCUGACGUACACGGUAAAGGGAUUCGGUGCAGAUUACUUCUACACAGAUCCUUCCAGUGGUGGAGUUUUCGUCAAUCUAAAUCUGGACUAUGAAAUGCAAAAAAGUUAUAGUUUGGCGCUUGUAGCCACUGAUGGAGGCGGUCGUGAAACCAACGCUAAUCUUUUAAUUGACAUAAUGGAUGUCAACGAUAACUACCCGACAUUCGAAUCGCUGGAGUACACCAGAACGAUUCGGGAAGGAGCGACUGAAUUCGAGCCACAGUUCUUCGUCCACGCCACGGACAGAGACGGUCCGCAGCAAGGUGGAGGAAAAGUGUCCUAUUCGAUCGAAUCGGAAAACAGUAUCUCCGGACAUGUGUUCACCGUUGAUCCCAUCAGCGGUGAAAUCAAAAUAACUCGUCCCGUCAACUCAAUGGACACCGAGCGGGGACAAUACGAACUGAUUCUGGUUGCUACCGAUCAUGGUAUGCCACCGUUGAAGAAUAAUACCAGGGUGCUGGUUCGAGUUGGAAUUUCCGGAAAUCAACGCCCCAUUUUCAAGGGUCUAUUCACUAACGGUAAAAACGAUAUUCCCGGUCCGCCCAGCUAUAGGGUCAGCAUUCCCGAGAAUGCUCCUGCCGGGUACGUUGUUGCGAAUGUUAGUGCUACGGAUCCGGACGGCCUCGAUGACCUCUUGAUGUAUAAAAUCGUUGGAGCGAGUGAUAAUUUCGAGAUUAACGACAAAACCGGUCAGAUAACCGUCGCCCGAGAUACCCGCCUGGAUCGCGAUACAAACCCGGAGAGUUAUACCAUUGUAGUAAACGCCAUCGAUGCGGGCAUUCCUAUCCCAGAAACGGCCACCACAACCGUGUUCGUCAAAAUACAAGACGUCAACGAUAAACCACCAAAGUUCACUCGGCAAAGUUACACCGCGUACGUUUCGGAACGCACGAGCAUUGAUUCGGAGGUAAUCAAGGUAACCGCCACCGAUACCGACGUGAACGCUAAGAUUAUGUACGCGAUUGUCGAUCCGAUCUCGGCCAAAACCAAAGCUGGCAUACCGCUCCUGUCAACCUCGCCAUAUGACUUCAGGACUGCUUUCCGGAUCAGUGAAACCGAUGGUGUAAUCUACGUGAAUAAUACACUGGACUAUAACUAUGCGGCGGUUGUUUCUUUAACGGUCCGUGCGGUGGAUGUUAACGCGGAAUACAACAUGGACAUGCAACAGGACCGAGCGGAUGUGACGUUGUUUAUUCAAUCUUUCAAAGACACUAAUCCAGUCUUCAAAAACAAAGGAUGGAACACCAUUAGACCAAAGAUAGAAGUCAACAUAAAAGAAGAACUACCGAUUGGCAGUGUGGUGAUGAAAAUUGAAGCUGAAGAUCCAGUUGCCGACAUACCGAUAGUGGACUUUGAACUGGUAAUGCCUGAUGUAGAUGGAUGCUUUAGUUUGAACGAAAAAACUGGUGAUGUAAUUCUGAAUAAACGUCUGGAUUACGAAACAGCUAACAAGAGACACAUAGACUUCGUGGUUCGUGGUAUGACAAGUAAUCGGAAAAGACAAUCUUUGGCAUACGUUAAUGUGAGUGUGGAGAAUGUCAACGAUAAUGCACCCAUUUUCGAGAAAGAAAUUUAUCGAGUAACGGUUAUGGAAUCCGACCGAUAUCCACAUCAAUUAAUCACAGUCAAGGCAACCGACAACGAUGCAGUAUUUACGGAAAAGGAUAGAUUAUCCGGUUUUAACAGUGUGUGGUACAGCUUGGCAGGAUCGCAUGCUAAUUUAUUUAUGAUCAAUAAUAAAACUGGCGAAAUUUGCCUGGCUAAGGGUCAAAGCUUAGAUCGAGAAAAGCAAUCAGUAUUGAAACUAUCUGCCAUUGCCGAAGAUAUGCCAGGGAAAGCCGGUGAUGCCAAGCGGGGCUAUGCUGAGGUCAUCGUUGAUGUUCUGGAUGUCAACGACAAUGCACCAAAUUUUGGGCAGAAAUCGUACACCGCCGUGAUACCGGAAAAUGUCCUUGCUGAUACGUUUGUCAUCGCCAUUACAGCGCAUGAUCCUGAUGAAGGACCUGGUGGGGAAGUGCGGUACGAUUUUCUAAACGAAGGAGAAGCUAAUGGUCUCCUGCACAUUAACCCAAAAACGGGUGAAAUCAAGACUAAAGUUCUUCUAACCGGAAAAGGUAGAUCGGACCCGUACGAGUUGAUUGUUCGUGCCCAGGAUAACGGAAGCCAGCUGCCGAAGCAACGUUCGCUAUACAGCGAUGUCACCUUCACACUGUACAUCGGCGACAUCAGUGCAAACGACGGUAUUCCUUUCUUCAUUGCACCGAAAGUGGGACAAAUAGCAAAUGUGACCGAGAAUGCUACAAUAGGCGCACCCGUAUUUCAGGUUAUUGCAAGUGAUCCUGACAGUCCUGCCACUGCUAGUGGCACACUUCGGUAUCGAAUCCAAUCCGACAUCGAAGAUGCGAAAUCGUUCAGGAUUGACGAUAAAUCUGGCUUGAUUUCUACGACAAAAUCUCUCGACCGGGAGACAAAAGCCAUGUACAACAUCAUUAUAGAAGUCAGUGACAUGGGGGAACCUCCACAAGCUUCAACGAUUGUCUUGAGAAUUAAUGUGCUGGAUAUUGAUGACCAUAAGCCCCGAUUUGAGCGAGAUGUGGACGCACAGCCAAUUGAAAUGAUGAUUCUAGAGGAGCAACCCGCCGGUUCCAUAGUCGGUAACAUUUCUGCCAUAGAUGAGGACAUUGGCGAAAAUGGAGCAAUCGAUUACGAAUUCAUCGAUGGUAAUGAAUUGGGAUUAUUCAAAAUAUCUCGGACUCAUACCAAUGCCGCUAUUAUCACAACUACACAGCCUAUAGAUCGCGAAAAGUUUGAAUUCGUGAGUCUUACUAUAAAGUGUUUCAAAUAUAAGACUGAUCCGGUACCGACCUCAUCCAUGUACAAUAAAUAUGAUAGAUCAGAACAUAAGAUCUUUAUUCACAUAGCUGACAUUGAUGAUCAUUUACCACAGUUUGAAAAGGAAAACCAAACAAUCGGAAUUCGGCACUAUGUCCCCAUUGAUACCCCCAUUGUAACGUGUAGAGCAUACGACGAGGACCCAGCAGCAGCUACAAUUUAUUACAGUUUGGAAAAUGUGACAUUCGUCCCACAGUUCUUCCGUCGAGACAACAGGUCGGAAAACUAUAGCAACGUAUUUAGUUUGAACAAUGCUACCGGAGAAAUUCGCACCACUAGCAGUAUGUCCGACUUUGUUGAUGGAUACUUCCAGGUUACCAUGAAGGCAAAUAACUCACGAAACUUGGAGCGUUUUGCGGAGAACCACCUGAAAAUAUUCGUUAUCCGUGAUAAAUCUUUGCUGCGAUUCGUUUUCUCCAAGCCUCCUUCGGAAGUGACUACCGUUUUGGAGAAUUUUGCAACUGAGAUACAGUCCAAGCUGACGCAAUCCAAUCUGGAAUUGUCGCUUUUUGAUGCUCAAGUUCUCGCUAAACCGGAUCAUAGUUUAGAUUUCAGUUCGACUAGUUCCUGUUUCCAGCUGUCCCGAUAUGGUUCGGCACUUUCGCCACAGGAUAUGCUGAAAUUGAUGGACAGUCAGGAGAUGAAAGAUGUUCUUCUGGAAACGUACAUGAAAUAUUCGGUACACAAAAUUGACUCAUGCUCAGUAUCACGGAAGCCCCAAACGGCAGCACUGAUAGCAUCCUCAGGUGCCUGGUUGGUCAUACUGGCCGGUUUGAUUGGAUUUGCCGCGUUUGUUUCCACCAUGACUGCCUGCUGUUUAGCUAGAAGAUAUAAAGCACAGCUUCGAAUCACACCUUCAUCGCAGCGAAUGGGAAGCUCGGACAUUUACGGCAGUGCCACUCCGGUAUUAUAUACCGAGCCCGUCUAUGGAGUUCUGUAGCAAGCUAACACUAAAACGUUAAAUUAACACAGUCUGUACAAAACAAGUCAUACGAAAGUUGUAGAAAUGUCGCAAAAAUCAAGGCGCGAAACGUGUGUCACUAGAGAACGAAUGCGUUACUCUGGUGAGCCAUGGUCACGGCCAUUCGCCAGAACUGAAAACAAGCCGAUGUUGUGAAACUUGCCUCUCACCGUAACAAUGAUAGACUAUUGGGAAGAACGGCACGCCAUAGCCUUGGAACUAUGUGCCGUCACAAGAAAGAAAAAAAAUGUUAAGUUUUGACUGUUUGCAAAGGAAAAAAAGCAAAUAAAACAAUAGUUAGAAUAAGCUAUUUAUUUUUAAAUGUAAAAGUUCAUCAGAGUGGCAAACAAAACGUGUUUCGGUCAUUAAGGAAAAUGUGUACGGAAGAAAGUCUAGCCGAUGUGAGUUUGUGAAACUUGUUGCAAGGCGAUACCGCCGUGUUGAAGCGUGGUAGGAUGAAUGAAACGUGAGAUUUUUUUGUAAAUAUCUUAGCUAAAAAUGAUAAAUAAAAUUUUAAUACACAAAAACCGCUUCUGUGUAUAGAAAAUGUUGUAAAUUGAAAUGUCCAUUCAAAGAAUCGGAAUCAUGCAUCAGAAGCAUACCGUGUUUUCAAAUAUAGAUUGGAUUAAUAUCAUCAAGUUCCAAAGUGUCGUCAUCUGAACUAA
Malaya genurostris is the source of this 7005-nucleotide messenger RNA. It is a transcript of the gene Cad74A, whose product is annotated as cadherin-23. The record is from RefSeq and is a predicted model, not a curated record. Gene Ontology annotation, cellular component: plasma membrane. Gene Ontology annotation, biological process: homophilic cell-cell adhesion. Gene Ontology annotation, molecular function: calcium ion binding. Lineage: Eukaryota; Metazoa; Arthropoda; Insecta; Diptera; Culicidae. The transcript is spliced from 7 exons. Bases 827 to 6319 code for a protein of 1830 amino acids.